CAAGGAUGGCGCGACUGUCGUCGAGAAAAACUUGUCCCUCAUAAAUUGUUACAAACUUGAAAAACGAGUGGUACAUCUCUCCUGUUUUUACACAUGUGAAACAUCUUGAGAUGGACAGCCUGGCAUUCAGCCAGACGGACCUUGGCACUCAAGGGGAUGGGCCCUGCUUCAUGGUCAUGAACUCCCAGCUUGAACACUCCGAAGACGUCCCCGACAUGAAAGAUGUCAUUCUGAGAAAUGCAGAGACAAGUGGGCCUUAUAAGCAGAGAAUGCUGUGGGAGUUGACUGCACUCAGAGGAACCCAGCCAAGCCCGGUUCUGGUAACUGGUAGAGUCCCCGAAGAAAAAUCAUAUUUUGGAAAAACAAACGUUGACGUUCGUACCGAUGAAGUAACAGUACGCACAAAGCCAAGGUCACAACCAACAGACCAGCAACAAAAUCCUGCCUCGAAUCACGUCUCGCCAGACCAAGGAGAUGCUCAACAGGAGAACGCUGCUGGGGAUCAGGGCGGUGACGCCGCGGGGGGUGGUGGAGAGGGUGCAGCUGGUGGUGCAGGAGGGGCUGGAGGAGGCGACGAUGGGAAUGGCGGUCAGGGAGGAGACAGGGUAGAGGAGGAAGAUGAAGAAGAGCAUGAGGAAACUGGAGAGGAGACAUCUCAAGACACCAAUAGCAGUAACAGCCCUGUUCCCAAGCUGGUAGCAGCCCCAGUAUUGAACACACCACCAAGGACCGUGAGAGUGAAAGAAAUCUUGCAAGAGGAAAGUCCAGCCGUGUCAUCUGAUCCACAACAGAGUGAAGAGGACCCAGGACCAGGCAGUGAGCGAGGCGGUGCAGUAAGUGAUGCUCCUACUGCCGUCGUUGGGGAUUCAAAUGAGGAAGAUCAAGGAGCAGUUACUUCCCCAUCACCACCGAGAGAAGAACCAAGACCCCCGGGGGAACUUCCCAUCAUGGAUCCACCCGUACGGAUACCCAAGAAGAGGACCUCAGACAGCCACUCAAGUAGUCUGAGCAGUAAUAGUGGCAGCCAUCAUUCCAGUAGUUAUCUAGCCUCACAUGACAGUGCAUCAAGCAGUCUACUCAGCUCAUUGACAUCCAGCUCAUCUUGUAGUAGUAGUGGAUUGCAGGCUACUUCAUCAUUAAAAUUCACUCAUAUCAAAGACCACCCAUCCAAAUCUUCCAUCUCUCCAUCGCUCCGUCAAGAUGUUGAUUCCUUGAGACAAGACGAAGAUGGAGAUGCUGAGAGAGAUUAUCCUCAGUCAUCCCAGCAAGAUUUGUUCUCAGAGGUGACUGAGGAGAGAAAAGCAGACUACAACCAGCUGAUCCUGCACCCUCAUUACCAUGGAGUCCGGGUACUAGCCAACGAGACAAGCACUUCCGACGACGCAUCGGUUAACUUGGUUCCGCCCACCCCUGAAGCUUUCAAAUACGGAAUUCAAGAAACCCCUCCUUAUAAGAAUGAAGACGUUUUGGGCGGUGGAUACCACAGUGAGCAGUAUGUCCAUCGGCCAGCAGGGGAGAGUGUCUUAGUGAAUGAGACAAGUACAUCAGAUGAUGCCUCUAUCACUAUCGUCCAACCAUCACCAGAGGCUUGGGGGACAGUCAUCGCUAAUACACCUCCAGACAAGAUAGAGCAAUACUCCCGAAGCACCCAUUCCUCUGCAGCGCCUACCAGCAGAGGGGACAGUGAUCAUUCCCCUAGUACGCCCUCAGUAACCCUAGGUAGUCUACACCUAUCAGGGCAACAAGCGUUAUCCCAGGACAGCAUCGGGUCCAUUGUGCCUCCAACGUUGGGGGCAUAUGGACCCGUUCCUGGGCUGAUUCCAAGUACACCCACUCAGCAAGAUGAGGAAGAGCCAAUGGAACUCAGUCUUCAAGAUGAUGAUGCUGAUGAUGCCAUGACAACGCAUGCUCCUAAAGCGCAUAAGAGCACUAGACAGGAAGCAGAUGAUGACGAAGAUGGAAUUCCUAAAUGGCAACAAGUUCUGAAUCAAGAGGAGUUGCUCGCCAAGUCUCGGUCCAGCAGUAGAUCAAGCAACAGGACGUCAUUAUCACAGCAAUCAUCAGAAUCGUCAUCAGGCAGAUCCUCAGCUGUGUGGAAAGGACAGCAGUCUGAAUCCUUUCAGGCCUGGCAACCGAGCGCUCAAGUGACUACCUCAGCGACAUCCGAUGAGAACCCCAGGAGUAGACCGCCCUCAACAACAGUUGGUCGAACUACCGAAGAAUCUGACACUGCAAGAAGAAAGAAACAAGAUCAGGGAGAUAUCGCUGAUAAACCUAGGUCUGCAAGUGCCUUGGAUAGAAGGCUGGAAAAGGAGCCUCAUGUACAGAAACAAAAGUCACAAAGUCAGCCGGAGGCUCCACUAACCAUUCCUCAGUUGCAAGAUGAGAAGCCCCCCUGUAAGGCUCUUGAAAGAAGUGUCCGCCCCUCAAUGCCUCAAAGCCACCAAGAUCCAAGCAAUACCAAGACAGCGAGCAAGCAGAAUGUGGAGAAAGUAUCGUCAUCUCAGGAGGAGAAGAUGCAGACGGAUCAGAGAGGAAGCGGGAGGAGGGGUUCAUCUGAUGAAUGGCUGCUCCACUAUACCCCUACACAGACGGAGACGGAGACUGACGCGGAAGAGCAGACCAGAAAGAGGUUUAGGCAACCAGCUCAUCCGACCCAACAACCUGAAGCCGCGCCAUCUACCUCAAGACAUCCUCAAGAUCCUGUAGCAGUCUUGAAGACUUCUGAAGUUGCUACUCAUACCCUGAUGAGCUUCACUGAUACCGCCUCAUCUGAUGCCAAGAAGAAUACUCAUGCAGCAGCCUCUCAAGCAGUAGAUGAACAGAGAAUGAAAUCACCAAGUGGUGAUGACAAAUUGAAACAAGACCCUCAGUCAAAAGGUGGUUCUAUGCCUGGUGUGAUGUCUCAGAGUACGGACGCUACAGAAUACUCCAGUAUUGACUUCCAUCUGAGCCUUCCUAUGGACGGAGGCUUCAGGCCUAUCGGAGGUCCAACCCUACCCUCAAUGGUCAGCCGAGAGAAACGGAUGUCGUCCCGUCCACCAGUCCGACAUAGUACACCUAUAAUGGAUGAGGAUGAGAGCUUAGAUCGGGACCCGGCACUCCGCAGAGCUGAUGCACCAGCAGAGCACCAGGCAAAUCUUCAUGAUGGGAAGGAGGCUCCUCCAAGAUUAGUCAAGACUGGUACUCUGACUCUCUGUACAGAUCCAGACACACAGGAAAGCACACAGAUGCCAGACUUUCAGCUAGCAAGACCUGAAGAUUCCAACAAGAUGUUGAAAGCAGCUUAUGAGAGUCCGAGCAAGAAGUCAACGUCCGUCUUCUCAAAGGUCCAGGCAACAAAGACGGCUGCCAGUCCACCCAAGGUCAAAGGUCGUCCUUCACUAACUGCAAAGUGCAGCGAAAGCGAUGAUCUGUUUGUAUUCUCUCAGAAAGCUCCUAAGAAGUCAUAUAAGGAACCUGAAGCAGCAGUUCUAGAAGGACAGAAGGAACUUGAGGAUGAGGAUGAUGAGGAGACUAUUCCAUUUAGUUUCCUGGAGAAAGAAGAUGACAAUGUAGAGAUGAUCCAGGGAGGGAGGAAAGGGGCAGACCAACGGACGGCUAGAGGACAGGAGAAACAGAAGCCUCGGAGAGAGACCAGCAGAAGAGGUCCAGAGAAGACUCCAGAAAAACCGAGGACACCUUCAAGCAACAGACUGACGAGAAGUGGUCGGAAGAGGACCGUACCAGAAGGGAAGCCAGAGGAAAAGGGUCAACCGAAGAGAACGACAAAAAGAGCUAAGUUUGCUGAUGAAGUGGUUGAAUCGAGGAGGACAUCCUCUGCUGGGAGGAGAGACCCAUACGACUUUUCGGACUCACAAUCGAACAAAACACCAUCGCCGAUGAAGAAAACUGCUGGCCAGCCAACAUCGACGAAGGAAAAGCCUACCCCACAAAGUUCUCUCUCACGAAGAGCACAACCUCAAAUAGAGCCGAAACCCAAACAUAGGGUUGAAUUUGAUACCACAGCGACUGCAUCUUCACCUGGAAUGCCACCAAAGACUGUAACACCCGUCAGAGGGAAAGGUCAAGCCUCUAAGUCGACCCCAGCCACAAGGACGCCAUCAGCACGAGGUAGACGGACCCCAUCGAGUCGAGGGAAGAGGACCCCGACCUCCCGAGCAAGGCAUGCGUCCCCGCAAGUCCAAGCCCAAUUAGCUGAUGAAUCCUCCCCUGAGAUUACGACAGAGAAGCCCGUCAGAGAGAAAGAGGGAGUGAAGUUCAGGAAGUCACCUCGUAAAAGGCCGCCCAAAGAGCCAGUGAAAUCACCGGAGGAUAAACCCAGUGAGAAUCCCCCACCACCUCAGAAGACGAUUACACGCCACACCAUAGUUGGUAUCUACCGGAGAACUCGGGUUGAGCUUCAUAGUGAUGGCAAAGUGAUUAAGUCGUGGGAAACAGAGAAACAAAUGGAGCCACCUGUGGAGACUGUUGAAGAGGAAGAAAGUCUUGAUACUCCUUCCCCCGCUCGCUCUGGCAGCUCCUUAACGUCUGGCUCCUUGGGUGACAUCAGCUCUCUGUACUCCAAGACGUCUUCCAGCACCCCCAGCCUCGCCAAGAGUCUCAGUGGAAGCACUCUGUCCAAACAAAGCAGCUUCUCUAGCAUCUCCCGUACCAGCAGCAAGAUGGGCUCGCCGGGAUCAGACAAGAGCACUCCAAGCCUGACGAGAAGUUUGAGCUCCCCUGCAUCGGAUAAAAGUAUCGGGAAGAAGGGGGAGAAGGUAAGCCCUUCAAGUCCAAGAAGGGUGUCAUUGACGAGGAGUAAGACUCACCCUGCUACAAGGUCGUCUAGCAGCAGCGACGGCGAGGCUCGGUCAACAAAGACCAUCUUCCAGAAGCCACAGCAGACUCCAAGACGAAAGAUUAACCAACAGCAGUCCUCGGACUUUGCCAAAAGGCUGUCCGUAACUGCUCCCGAAGACUCCAGGAGUCCAGAAGAACGCUCGCCUCAAAGAGAAAGAAUACCGGCAGCAACAGUCGUCAAACUUGUGCAGUCGUCCCAACCAGAUGUUACUUUGGAGAAAGAGAAUGAAGAAGAUCAAUCACCUAAGUUGGAAACUCGAACAUCAAGAAGGCAGACGAGGGGAGAUACUUCCUCCUUGUCACCAGCGCCCGUCGCCUCACCAUCUGGUAGGACAGAUUCUAAACCAAGGGAAAAAGUGGUAUCUACACCAGACUCAACAAGAAGCUCCCCAAGGAGAAAAGUAACAAGUGCAUCCCGGAAAACAUCGCCGUCCCCUUCAAGUCAGAAGAGACAGUCCACCCCUCCACAACAAUCAACCAGGCCACUGACCUCUGAACCCUCCACUUCCCAACCACUGGAAACAUUACAUGAGCCACCACCGGGUGAGACUCUACCAGUAGUUGAAGGGGAUGUUGCUUUGUUGUUACCUGGACUGAAAGUUUACACCAAGUGGUUGGAUGGGUUUUGGUAUCCGGGUACAAUCCUCCACCAAGAAAGACUGUCGAGGUACCUGAUAGAGUUUGACGAUGGAGAUCAUCGAUCAGUCAACGAGGCGGAUAUCAUCAUCAAGGAAUGGCUGAGUAGAGGUCAGACGGUGAUGGCGGAGGACCGAGAUGGGUACUACUACGCAGGGACGGUCGUUGGUUAUUACAAAGACCCCGAUAAGGGUACCAGCGGGUACGUGAUAGAGCAGACUGUUUCUCGGGAGACGUCCAGGUAUGAACGGCAGAGGGUGAUUCUUACUAAAGACCAGGCAGCGAGUCUUGUGAGUAGUGCCAGUAACAGCAGCAGCACCAGUGGAAAUAAUGUCAUCAGUUUGGAUAAUGUUGUGUACAACAAGCGGACGAGAGUACGAAGUCGUCUUCUAGACACUCCGGGGAGCAGCAAGGCAGAGAAACUAAAGCAGCAGUCGCCACAGCAACCAGAGAAGACAACGCCAUCACGUCAAGCUGUCAAGAGGAAGCUGGUGGCAUCAGAAGAACAGGGAAGAAAGGGAACACCAUCCCCGAGGAAAAGAGGACGCCCAGCCAAGAAAGCAGCAGCAGCAACAGCAGCAGCACUCCCCAGUCCUGAUCUUACUACAAGCCCACGCCGCUCUCCGCGUAAACACCAGCAGCAAGAGAAUCAACCUGCAGCAGGCUCGCCCCCGAUCGCAGUCCACAUGGGAGGUGUCCCAAAGCUAACCACUCUGUUCCGCAAUCACGCCUUCCUUGUCACCCACGGUGAGGUAAAAAGACAAACCCUCAAAGAGAAAUCUUCCUCGGAUUCUACGGAUGGCAGCAGCGGAGAUGAUGAGGUCGAGACAGUGCCUUUCGAUCGCGCCUACGCCAUCACGCAGAUACAGAGUGGAGGGGGACUGGUUCUCUCUGAUUUCAACAAGUCACAGAUCACAAAGAUGAAAGUCUUGCUCAUUUCUAACACACAUUGUCGCACUAAGAAAUAUUUCCAGGCGCUAGCAGCGGGUAUUCCGUGUAUCUCGCAUCUCUGGCUGAGAGACUGCUGUAAAACGGAGAGACUUCAGAAUCAUAAGAACUAUCUUUUGCCGGCCGGAGAUAGUAUCGAAGAAAACACCUUGAUGGAAAUUCAGCCUAAUCGCUCCAUCCUCGCUGGAAUGAGUAUCUACAUGGUAUCUGACUAUGAAGGGGUUCAGAACUCCUGGAGAUCUAUACUUAUAGCGGCUGGAUGUCACAUUGUCUCCAAGAUCCCAUCUCAUCUAGACUUCACCAAGAACCCUGAUCUUUGUCUGGACUGUGAUGUGAUUGUGACGGACCCUUCCUGCCCUCGUUCACUCCUCCAUCGUGCGCACUCCCUCAAGAUACCAAUGGUCUCCUGUGAAUGGGUCAUUCAGUGCCUCAUUAAUGGGGUCAGGGUACCAUACCGUGGACAUGCAAAGUAUGAAUGGAACUAUCGUGAGAAACCGCCAAGGUGAUUGGGUUGCUGGUGAUGGAGAGUUCUGCAGGAUACAUAAAUAGAAUUAUCUCUCGCUCUUGCCGGUACUCUUUUGUACUCCCGGAUGGAGAUAAGCAAUUAUGAUAAAGUGCCUUGUGAGAAACCGUCAAGGUGAUUGGGUAGCUGGUGAUGGAGAGUUCUGCAGAAUACAUAAAUAGAAUUAUCUCUCGCUCUUGCCGGUACUCUUUUGUACUCCCGGAUGGAGAUAAGCAAUUAUGAUAAAGUGCCUUGCACAAGGACACGAGUGUCUCGACUGACCAGGCUAGGAUUCCCACCCAUAUUCUGUAAAUUACAGAACUUAAGUCCACCACCCUAAACCGCUCGUCCACUACACCCCAUAUGAAGCUGGAGACAAAGCCUAAGACAAGAGCCUACUAUGAGAGUGCUUUGUAGUUAUUUGCCUGUGAUUUUGCCAAAUAGUAUAAAUAAAGGUUAAUUCAAUAAUUUGAAAAUGAAUUUAUCGUGAGGUGGCGAAAAGUGUUGUGGCCAUUUUGGUCAUAAUAUGAUUGAUUUGCAUGUGAAGAUGGCUGAUUUUACAUCUCUAUAGGACUUUUUCUAUAGAAAAUUUACAGGCAAUCUCUAAGAAAGGAAACCACUCAUAUUUCAAUUUGAUUAGAAACUCAUUUGGGAAGUUAAGACACUAAGAAAAAUAGAAAGUUCCACAAGGUCUUUUGUCUUGUUGAGUCUUUAUUAUACAGAUAUAGAAAUUAUGUGAGGCUUGUGGUAGCACCAUAUAUAAUUAUUUUUUGAGAACAUUUCCAUGAACAAUAGAUUUACCUGGUAAGUCUGCUGCCACCUAGCGUUCCUAAAGGGCUCCAAGUUCAAGACUUUGUUUUGCAUUUAUUUGUAAUUCCCCAAGAUAUGAAUCAUUCCAUUAGGCAGGGAUCAUUCUAUUAUUAAGUAACAUAGGUCCUUUUCAAAACCAUGACUUCAGUAUUGACUUUGGCUACCUGUAAUUUAGAAAAAAUGCACUUUUGGUACCAACCUCUAGACAUGGGUCAAAAGGGAACAAUUCACGCGAAAAAGCCAAAUGACAGCCAUUUUGAACACAGCCUUAAUUACCGUGUAGAUGAUCUGUGUACAAAUGUCAGAAAGAAAGUAUUUCUCCGUAGUCUUUGGAGGAGACCAAACUCUAUGCUCCCAUACAUUCAGUGAUGGGAAUUUUGUAUAUCAUAAGAAUAAAUGAAAUAUGUACAUUUUAUACUAGUUUUUUUACAGGUAAUAUACAACUAUUAGUGUAUAAAGGAUGUAUUUACAAACUUUAUUUUUUACAUCUCAUAUUCCUGGUGGGAAUGAAUAUGUUUGAUUUGAAACUUAACUGUAAAUAAAAGUUGAGCUAAUUCACAAAGUUGAACAUAUUCAUUUUGUUGAGAGUGAAAGUUCCACUCACUGUUUUCUUCAGAUUUCACUUUUAGAUUAAAUCUCAAAUACAUGUAGACCCUCAAGUUUAACUGUUACCACUAACUUAAAGACAGGAUAAUCGUGCACUGA
Messenger RNA from Asterias rubens (European starfish), 8443 nucleotides. RefSeq names its product nascent polypeptide-associated complex subunit alpha, muscle-specific form-like. The record is from RefSeq and is a predicted model, not a curated record. NCBI's taxonomy places the organism in Eukaryota, Metazoa, Echinodermata, Asteroidea, Forcipulatida, Asteriidae. Gene Ontology annotation, cellular component: nucleus. The transcript has 31 exons. Gene Ontology annotation, molecular function: histone binding. Bases 111 to 6932 code for a protein of 2273 amino acids. Gene Ontology annotation, biological process: positive regulation of transcription by RNA polymerase II; DNA damage checkpoint signaling.